GAAGACAGAGAGGGGGAGAGAAAGACACCUGCAGAUCUACUUCACUACCUGUGAAGCGACUCCCUGCCACGUGCGCUUAAACUGCUGCGCUUAACCUGCUGCACGACCGCCCGACUCCGUUCUACACUUUUGAUAAUUAAAGUCCCCUGCCUCCGAAGUCCUGGAGGGUUAUCUUUAUCUUUGGGAGACUCAUCAAAAGAAUGGAUUUUACAGAAGCUUAUUCUGAUACGUGCUCCACUGUUGGACUUGCUGCCCGGGAAGGCAAUGUUAAAGUCUUAAGAAAAUUGCUCAAAAAGGGGCGUAGUAUCGAUGUUGCUGAUAAUAGGGGAUGGAUGCCAAUUCAUGAAGCAGCUUAUCACAACGCUGUUGAGUGUUUACGGAUGUUAAUUCGUGCAGAUUCUUCUGAAAACUACAUUAAGACAAAGACUUUUGAGGGCUUCUGUGCAUUACAUCUUGCUGCGAGUCAAGGCCAUUGGAAGAUUGUACAAAUUCUUUUAGAAGCUGGUGCAGAUCCCAACAUAACUACUUCAGAGGAAACCACACCACUGUUUUUAGCUGUUGAAAAUGGACAGAUAGAUGUGUUAAGGCUGUUGCUUCGACACGGAGCAAAUGUUAAUGGAUCCCAUUCUAUGUGCGGAUGGAAUUCCUUGCACCAAGCUACUUUUCAGGAAAAUGCUGAGAUCAUAAGAUUGCUUCUUAAAAAAGGAGCAAACAAGGAAUGCCAAGAUGACUUUGGAAUCACACCUUUAUUUGUGGCUGCCCAAUAUGGCAACCUAGAAAGCUUGAGAGUACUGAUUUCUUCCGGUGCAAAUGUCAAUUGUCAAGCCUUGGACAAAGCCACUCCCCUGUUCAUUGCUGCUCAGGAGGGCCACACGGCAUGUGUAGAGCUUUUGCUGUCCAACGGGGCAGAUCCUAAUCUUUAUUGUAGUGAGGACAACUGGCAAUUACCUAUUCAUGCUGCUGCACAAAUGGGCCACACUAAAAUCUUGGACUUGUUAUUACCACUUACCGACCAGGCCUGUGACACGGGAACAGACAAAGUGAGCCCUGUGUACUCAGCGGUUUUUGGAGGGCAGGAAGAUUGCCUGGAAAGGUUGCUUCAGUACGGCUACAACCCAGAUGCCCAGAUGUGUUUUGCCUUUGGAUUCAGUUCUCCUAUGUUUAUGGCUCUUCAAAAGGAGUGUGAAUUCUUUGGAAUUGUGAGUAUCCUUUUGAAAUAUGGUGCCCAAUUAAAUGAACUUCAUUUGGCAUACUGCCUAAAAUAUGAGAAGUUUUCAGCGUUUCGCUACUUUUUGAAGAAAGGCUGCCCACUGGCACCAUGGAACCAUAUAUCAGAAUUUAGAAAUCAUGCAAUUAAAGCACAGACAAAAUAUAAGGAAUGGUUACCAUCUCUCUUGCUUGUUGGAUUUGACCCGCUGAAUAUACUGUGCGGUUCUUGGAUAGACUCAGUCAGCGAUGAUGUCCUUAUCUUCACAUUGGAGUUUACUAAUUGGAGGAGACUGCCUCCAGCUGUUGAAAAGAUGCUCUCUGUUCGUGCCUCAAAGUCCUCUUCAGCUUUCCAGCAACAAAUUGCCUGUGUUCCAUCUCUGAGUCACCUCUGCCGGUUGGAAAUUCGCUCUGGUCUGAAAGCAGAACACCUAAGAUCUGACAGCUUUAUCUGUCAGUUGCCACUUCCCAAAAGCCUACAUAAUUAUUUGCUCUAUGCAGACGUCCUGAGGAUGAAUGAAGUUCCAGAACUGGCAGUUACUCAGGACGGAGAAAUCAGUGAAGCUACCUAACAUAGUUUGUGUUUUACACUGAAAACCACCAAAACAAAGAGCCAUAGAGUACAAAUCCUUCCUUCUCACAAAGAAUGACUUGUGUUUGUAUGCUUAGUUUUUUUUGUUUUUUUUUUCUAAUGUGGGGCAGCAGUUUACUACAGCUAUUUACAACUGGACAUUGUGGCAAAAAGUAUUCUAACUCUCACUGAUGUUGCUAGUUAACAGUUUCGUCACAAGUACAUUAUGUAGUAUUUAUUCAACAUUUUCUGCUUUAUUUUGUCAGUGAACUGUGAUGCAGCUUUUAGUGGUAAACAUGACAUAUUUUCACCUAAAAUUCUAUGUUUGCCUAAGACUAGAACAUAGAAUAGAAUACGUACAAUUUCGUUAUGAGACUAUACAACAGUGGGAUGACUAUUAUUUUAUUUGGAAUUAUUUAAACAUCUCUUAUGUUUGAAAAGAACACCUUUUCCUGUAUUGUAUUCUACUCUUAUCUCUUAAUUCAGUCACUUUUAUAAAGAAUGGAUGCUUAGUGACUUUUUCACAGGUAAACUCAGGAGAAAUUUUUUUUUUUUAAUGUGGAAAAUAGUUUUUUUUCCCCCCUCUAGUUACUUUGUACUGUCUUUGGCCAUAAAAAAAAAAAAAAGACUUUCUUUCUAAUCUGCAAAGGCAACAACAGUGCUAAAUUCAAGAAUAUAUGCUCAGUUGAAAAAUGAUUUAGAUCAGUAUUGAGAUAAAUGAGCAUUUUAUCACUUUCAGAAUACUGAUUACCAGACUGAGAGGCAUGGUUCUACAAAGAGACUCUCAAGCCUGAAGCUCCAAAGUCAUAGGUUCAAUCCCCACACCACCAAAAGCCAGGGCAGAGCAGUGUUUUGCUAAAAUAAACAAGCAAGAAAGCAAGCAAUCAAAAAAGCACUGUGUUCCUGAGUCAUUUAGUAUCAAAUAAAACUUUCAAGCUCCAGUCAGCCUCCAAAUUAGAGGGCAGCUCUGGUCAUAGUAAGUUCUAUUCAUUUUUUAUUACCCAGAUAGAUAAUCAAAAGAAUCCCUGGAAUUUAGAACUUAAAAUUCUAGGUUGAUAAGAUACUACUGUCUUACAUUUUAGGUUGUUUGAUCUAAAUCUAGAAUCAAAGUACUAAACAUAGGCUCAAGUUAACUAUAAAAGGCUUGGGGGAACAACCUGGGAGGAAGGUUCUGAAACAUUGCUUUCAAGCUAGACAACUAGAGAAGGAGCCCAAGAAGGGCUAAUGGAAUCCUGUGGCUUAAAAGAAGUGAGAGUGAGUCAGUAGGCCCCUCUUAGAUAGACCUUUGCUGUUUGAUAAAAGCUGUGGUAAAGGUAGACCAAAUGGUAGAGGCAUAGCCCAGAGGGAUGACUAAAUCAGCUCAAAUUAGAGCUAUAGUUGUUGCCUAAAAGUGUAGACAGAGUGAAUGUGGACAUACAAAUGGAAGAUUUCAUAUGAAGAGCCAGGUGGAAAUUCUGAUACUUAUAGAGAAAUUCUAAGAAUGUGGAUAAUAUGUAGCAUUUAUAAAAAAAUGUCCCAAUCAUUGCUUUUCUCAAUUCUAAAAUGGAUUCAUAAUAUAAUCAGCUCUGUUAUCAUUAUGGUCAAGUAUGUAUAGAAAGCUUAAAUUGAAGAUAAUUUUUUUUUUAUAUUUUUUGUUCAUGUUAAAAUACGUAAUAAAAUCUCUAUCCAGAGCUUACAACUGAACUCUGUCCUUAAAUCUAAAAUUCAGUAUUUCCAAGUCCUUGGGAUUUAAAACACAAAUGAUUUACUUAUUGUUUGUGUGGUGUCUUUCUUUCUCACUAUUUCAUAAUAAAAUGUGUUUUUAUAUGACUUGCAGCAAGGACUCCUUGAGAAAUCCGAUAAAGGUAAAUGUAUUAUACUUAGUGUGAACCUUUAUUCGCUGCCCUCCCUGCACAAUGGUACUUUAAUCCUCUGUUUCAGUCCUAUUUAGUAGCUUUCUAGUGGUGGUACAUUUUAUCAGAGGGGGACACAAAUCAAUUUUAAUAACACUUGGCAGGAGUUUGCCUGACCUUGAUUCCAUGUUGUCCUUUAAGUAUAAUAAUAUCCUACUGGUUGUCCUGUCAUAGGAUACAUUUCUGUUGUUAUUUAUUUGAUAUAAUAAUGAUAACCUGAACACUUUUAAGUUUCUCCUGCCUUUUUGAUAGAUAGCAGGUGGCUUGAUAUGCAGCUUUCUGGUGGUACUUUUAUGCCCCUCCUCUAUCCUAUGAUCUCUAUGAAUUGAAUAAAUAUAAGACAGGCUGG
Molecule: messenger RNA, 4018 nt
Organism: Erinaceus europaeus (western European hedgehog)
Lineage: Eukaryota; Metazoa; Chordata; Mammalia; Eulipotyphla; Erinaceidae
Gene: ASB3
Product: ankyrin repeat and SOCS box containing 3
Exons: 10
Coding region: 201-1778 (525 amino acids)
Biological process (GO): intracellular signal transduction
Cellular component (GO): cytoplasm
Molecular function (GO): protein binding
Source: RefSeq, a predicted model, not a curated record